AUGCCACAAAGGAAACCUGGUCUGGUGCGGGACGGCUCGGCGCCGUGCCUGCUGUACGCUUACGGCGGCUUCAACAUCAGCAUCACGCCCACCUUCAGCGUGUCCAAGCUGGUGUUCGUGCAGCACCUGGACGGCGUGUUCGCGCUGCCAAACAUCCGCGGCGGCGGCGAGUACGGCGAGCGGUGGCACAACGCCGGCCGGCUCUUCAACAAGCAGAACUGCUUCGACGACUUCGCGUGCGCGGCCGAGUACCUGAUCGCCGAGCGGUACACGCAGGCGCGCCUCAUCAGCUGCGAGGGCGGCUCGAACGGGGGCCUGCUGGUCGGCGCCACCGUCAACCAGCGGCCGGACCUGUUCGGCGCGGCCAUCGCCCACGUCGGCGUGAUGGACAUGCUGCGCUUCCACAAGUUCACCAUCGGCUACGCCUGGGUGUCCGACUUCGGCAACCCUGACGAGAAGGAGCACUUCGAGCAAUCAUCAUCAAUACCCCUCCACGCUUCUGCUGACGGCCGACCACGACGACCGCGCGUGGUGCCACUGCAUUCGCUCAAGUACAUAGCCGAGCUGCAGCACGUGCUGAGCGGCCGCGCCGCGCAGACCAACCCGCUGCUCAUCAGGGUGGACACCAAGGCUGGCCACGCGUCGGGUCUGUAG
Molecule: messenger RNA, 654 nt
Organism: Pollicipes pollicipes
Lineage: Eukaryota; Metazoa; Arthropoda; Thecostraca; Pollicipedomorpha; Pollicipedidae
Product: prolyl endopeptidase-like
Exons: 6
Coding region: 1-654 (217 amino acids)
Biological process (GO): proteolysis
Cellular component (GO): cytosol
Molecular function (GO): oligopeptidase activity; serine-type endopeptidase activity
Source: RefSeq, a predicted model, not a curated record